AUGCACAGAAUACUGAAAAAGAAUCCUGUCAAUUCUCAAGAGCCAAAUAUAACAAGGAACCCAGAAAAUGAAUCCCAGUUGCAAAGAAUGAAUAGAAUGGGAAAUCAGCAACAACAGCAAGCAAUGUCUGCAACUGGUCAAGCAGCUAAUGCAAUGAAUCGGCCAUCUGGAAAGCAGGUGCCAUUUGCUCUAUUGUUUCCUGUUAUAGAACCACAACUUGAUAAAGACAGGGCUAUGCAACUCCAGGGUCUAUAUGUGCGAUUAAGGAACAAUAAUAUUAACAAAGAAGAAUUCAUCCGACACAUGCGUAGUCUUGUAGAUGCUAGUAAGCAAGAUAGGGAUCAACAGCCAUUUCCACCACUACAAGGACCCUUCAAACAACAACAACAACAACAUAUGCAGUUUCCACAACCUCCUUUUCCAAAUUAUGGAAACCCUAGAGGAAACUUUCACCCAGGGUCUAGUCCAAAUAUGAAUAUGACCUCACAAUCUUUUAAACCACAAAGCCAUGAUUUACAAAUGAGGCAAGGUCCAGUUCAUCAUCAGGUAGGAGGAAUUGGGAAUCCAAUGAGUCAAAAUGCAUUUAAUGACAUGAAGAGAAUGCAUGGAGGAAAUCUGUCCCAUUUAGCCCACUCGCAAUCAUCAAUGCAUAAAGACCACAUGUUAAUGUCUGGGAAGCAGUUUAAGAUUCUUAACAGGAAGCUUAACUCGCUUUUACAACUUCAAGCUGAUGCAAGAGGUCGAAAUAUGUUUUCUGGCAUUGAGGUGGAUGUGAUGUUAAAAGCUCAAGAACAUCGUUUACAGAACAAGCUUGAUCAGAUGAAUAAGUGUAAUAAGUUGAGAGUCAAAGCUCAAUCUGAUUCAUUUAAUGGUGAACUAAAGGAGUUGAAAGCUGUUGCGAAGGAACGCCAUGCUCUUUUUGUUCAAGAUGUAAAAAACAGUUCGUGA
Molecule: messenger RNA, 948 nt
Organism: Lactuca saligna
Lineage: Eukaryota; Viridiplantae; Streptophyta; Magnoliopsida; Asterales; Asteraceae
Source: the annotation of a GenBank genome assembly